Benincasa hispida (wax gourd) is the source of this 2414-nucleotide messenger RNA. RefSeq names its product tRNA synthetase class II (D, K and N) family protein. Gene Ontology annotation, biological process: aspartyl-tRNA aminoacylation. Gene Ontology annotation, cellular component: mitochondrion; cytoplasm. Lineage: Eukaryota; Viridiplantae; Streptophyta; Magnoliopsida; Cucurbitales; Cucurbitaceae. The record is from RefSeq and is a predicted model, not a curated record. Gene Ontology annotation, molecular function: nucleic acid binding; aspartate-tRNA ligase activity; ATP binding.
AAUACAAAAGAAAAAAGUGAAGAAGAAAAAGCGCCAAAAUUCCAUCCACUAAGCCGUCUUCAUCCACACGCAGAGUCCUCACCUUCUUGUGCGAGCCCUCCAUUUUCAGAAUCCUUAAACCCUUCACAGCUCUGUUCACCUUCUCCAUCAAUCUUCCAUUACACCACCUGAAAACCCUCCGCCAUGUCCCGUUCUCUCCUCCGAGCUUUUCCUUUCUCCACUAUUCGCCCCAAGCCUCCUCAAUUUCUCCCCAUCUUCCACCACUUUUCCCAUCUCCGCCUUGCCAAAUCUAUUUCCAGAACUCAUAGACCCGUUUCCUCAUUUUCCGCUUCCGCCAGUCAUCCGCCUUCCUCUGCCACCGAAACCCUCGUUCCCACUUCGAAUUCUCAGUCGCCUUUUAAAGACUCUCUUCAGUGGAUCAAUCGUACGGCGUUCUGUGGUGAAUUGUCGGUUGACGAUGUUGGGAAGCGGGUUCGGCUCUGUGGUUGGGUUGCUCUGCAUAGGGUUCAUGGUGGUCUGACGUUUCUCAAUCUUAGAGACCACAGUGGUAUUGUUCAGGUGACUACGCUCCCCAACGAGUUUCCAGAUGCUCAUUCGACUAUUAACGACUUGCGACUUGAGUAUGUUGUUGCUGUAGAAGGCACUGUUCGGUCUCGGCCUGGUGAUUCAGUUAAUGUAAAAAUGAAAACUGGCUUGAUAGAGGUUGCUGCAGAGCAUGUUCAAAUAUUAAAUUCUGUUGGAUCAAAGUUGCCCUUUUUAGUUACAACUGCUGAUGAUGCAAAGGAUUCUGCUAAAGAGGAAAUUCGUCUGAGGUAUCGGUACCUUGAUCUACGAAGGAAGCAAAUGAAUUUUAACAUAAUGCUUCGUCAUAAAGUGGUGAAGCUCAUUCGAAGAUAUUUAGAGGAUGUACAUGGUUUUGUGGAGAUUGAGACGCCAAUACUUUCUAGAUCUACUCCAGAAGGUGCUCGGGAUUAUCUGGUGCCGUCUAGAGUUCAGCCAGGAACAUUUUUUGCUUUGCCUCAAAGUCCACAGCUGUUUAAGCAAAUGUUGAUGGUGUCUGGUUUUGAUAAAUAUUAUCAAAUAGCAAGGUGUUUCCGAGAUGAAGACCUAAGAGCUGACAGACAACCUGAGUUUACACAACUUGAUAUGGAAUUAGCAUUUACAACUUUGGAAGACAUGUUGAGACUCAAUGAAGAUUUGAUUAGAAAGGUUUUUUGGGAAGUAAAAGGUGUUCAACUGCCGAAUCCUUUCCCGAGGCUUACUUAUGCUGAAGCGAUGAGUCGAUAUGGAUCAGAUAGGCCAGAUACAAGAUUUGAUCUUCAAUUGAAUGAUGUGUCUGAUAUUUUUGCAGAUUCUCCAUUUAAGGUUUUUGCAGACGCCUUGUCUAGUGGCGGAAUCAUCAAAGUGCUGUGUGUGCCCUCUGGUGCUAGAAGGUAUUCAAACACAGCUCUUAAAAAGGGUGACAUUUAUACAGAGGCGAUCAAAUCCGGUGCAAAAGGAUUACCUUUUCUUAAAGUUAUGGACGAUGGUGGCAUUGAAGGGAUUCCUGCCCUAGUAUCAAGUUUGGAUUCUGCAGGUAGGGAGGAAUUUCUAAGUAGAUGCUCUGCUGAACCUGGUGAUCUAGUCUUGUUUGCAGUGGGCCAUCGAGUAUCGGUUGAUAAAACUCUAGAUAGGCUUAGACUAUAUGUAGCUAAUGAGCUGGGUUUAGUUGACCAUUCUAGGCAUUCAAUUUUGUGGGUGACCGAUUUUCCAAUGUUUGAAUGGAAUGAUCUAGAGCAACGACUCGAGGCUUUGCACCACCCUUUCACAGCUCCAAACCCUGAGGACGUUGGUGAUCUUCCCUCUGCUCGUGCCUUAGCUUAUGAUAUGGUUUACAAUGGAGUAGAGAUUGGUGGAGGGAGUUUGAGAAUUCAUAAACGUGAAGUUCAAGAAAAGGUUUUGGAGAUUGUGGGAAUCUCUCCUGAACAGGCAGAAGCGAAGUUCGGUUAUUUAUUGGAGGCACUAGACAUGGGUGCCCCGCCUCACGGGGGCAUUGCUUAUGGGUUGGACAGAUUAGUCAUGUUAUUAGCAGAUGCAAAUUCCAUUAGGGAUGUCAUAGCUUUCCCAAAGACAUCAACAGCACAAUGUGCCCUCACAAGAGCUCCUUCAGAAGUGGAUCCCCAACAACUCAAGGAUUUAUCAUAUCACAACCAAUAAAAUUUAUUUCAAAUACUCAUUUAGUUUGGUUCGUUUAAUUCAAAUCUUAACUUUAUAUUCACCUCACUUGGGCAGUAAUUUUUUGACUCGAGAAAAAUGGACAAUGGCCUCGUUGCAUAUUUUGAAUCCUUGUUAGGAUGCAAUGAUGAACAAUAAGCAUAAAAUCUUUAUAAUUUAACAAAACUUAUCAAAUCCAGAGUUCUAGUUUCCACUUCGAA